Molecule: messenger RNA, 2229 nt
Organism: Synchytrium microbalum
Lineage: Eukaryota; Fungi; Chytridiomycota; Chytridiomycetes; Synchytriales; Synchytriaceae
Exons: 7
Coding region: 1-2229 (742 amino acids)
Biological process (GO): protein deubiquitination
Cellular component (GO): nucleus; cytosol
Molecular function (GO): cysteine-type endopeptidase activity; cysteine-type deubiquitinase activity
Source: RefSeq, a predicted model, not a curated record
AUGAUUGGAUCUGCGGUUUUGACCACCUUUCUUAUAAUUGCUAUAUACAAACUGGGUGGUCCAAAUGCUAUAUUGUCUUUGCUAGUUACUACUCCUGCCGAGACUCUUGCUCUCCAGGCCUUGGACUUGAAGCCAAAUCACCACAACAUCAGGAAAUCAGCAAAUGGAGUUCCAUAUCCGCCUGGGCUAUACAAUACGGGCAAUCUCUGCUUCAUGAACUCGGUGACUCAGGCACUUGUAUCGCUGCCAUCCUUGUUGACGUAUCUUCAACAACGGUAUUCUCAAUUCAGAGAGAAUCCAUAUGACGAUGAAGGCAAUCGGAUCAACUUGCUCGUCACUGAAGCUCUUCUUGGACUGACUUUUGCUUUGAACGAGCUCAAACCGUCGAGACGAGCCAUUCAACCAUCAAUACUGAUGCGAGCUAUAAGUGCUGGACGUACAAAUAUACUAGCAUACGAGCAACAAGACGCCCAUGAACUGUUUCAGCUCGUAAGCUCGGCCUUGUCGGAAGAAGAGGCCAGCAUCGCUCGAGUCUUGAUACGAAAUCCGACUUUUAUUGGAAGUGAAUGGGAUGCACUUGUCAACCAGUCUAGGACUACCAAAACGAUCACAGCUGCCGAGAAAAAUAUUGACGCUCCAUCUAAAGAACCGUUAUCUUCAUCGAAAUCGAAAGAUAGUGAUCAACAAGAUAGUGUCAAACAAUUUGCCAAACCUGAAACAGGGUCUGAUCGCACUCUACCACAAGCUAAUGGCCACCAUCCUGCUAAUGGGUCCGUGAAUGGUAAAGUAAAUGGUCACAACGUCGAUGAUAGACAGACAACCGAUGAUGUUAAGAAUGUGGCAGACAGGGCCAGUAAAUCCUUGUUUUUGAGCUCCUUGAAGCAAGGUUUUGAUUUUGGAUUACGGAAUCCAUUCGUUGGUUUGGUGGCUAGUUCAGUGGUGUGUUUACAGUGUGGAUUUACGUCUGGAAUUCAACACCAACAAUUCGAUAACUUUUCUCUGGCUCUGCCAACUCGAUACCACUCUGUAACUAUCGAAUCUCUACUCAAAACAUACACAGCACCUGAACGUCUAGAGGACUGGAUGUGUGAAAAGUGCUCCAUGGUAGCAACACUGCAAGAAUGCACCAAUGUCUGUGAAAAAGCUCGAGCACGUGUAGAAUCCAUAAAAUCAGAUAUCGCUGAAUUACAGCGGCAGCCUGAAAAGACAGAAGGCACCGAAAAGAAGAUGGAAAAGUAUAAACGCAAUAUGCGUGAAGCUUUGACUGUCUUGGUACAAGUAGAGAAGGAACUUGAUGCUGUUAAGGAAUCUGUGCAGGAGGAGGAUGAAACAAAGCUGCCUGAAACUGUAAAAAGACUCAAAAUACCAUCUAAAUCAGCCGCCAAACAAGUCUUGAUUGCUAGACCGCCCAAGUGUCUAGCUCUACAUAUGCAACGAUCUAUAUAUCUCCCAUCUGGCUCCGUCAUGAAGAAUACAACGUCCGUUGCCUUCCAAUGCGAGCUAGAUCUAACGCCGUUUUGUACAUCGUCUGGAUUUGCUGGUGGCUGUGAGUUUGCUGGAUUGCAAACGUUUGGUAAACCAUGGGUGGAGCCAAACGAAGAGCAGGAAGAAGAGCCUGUUGAAACUAUAGAACACGAUGAUAGCAGAAUACCCGAGUUAAAGGAAGAGUCGCCUGAUGUGAAUAUACAGGAGAAUGAUGUACAUGAUGAUGACGAGCCUUUGGAUGAUGACAGGUCGCGUGAGACAAGGGUUGUUGAGGACGCUAUAGAGGAGGUCUUGGUCAACGACACUAUCGAUGCUUCCGGUGGAGAUGAUGAUAACAAUGUUGAUACCCCAGCUCCUGCUAAACAUGUCGAAUCUGAGCAAUCAGACCCAGAUGCUGAAACAGCAAAAGAUGCUCCUCCUCCACCAAUACCAGACAACCCACCAUCCACAGAACCAAAUAACAGUAACAACCCCUACAUCUAUGCCCUGAAAGCCGUAGUACUGCAUUACGGCGGUCACGACUCUGGCCACUUUGUCACAUACAGAAGGACUCAUGAAGUCGAUGGAACUGAAACCCACAAAUGGUUUAGAAUAUCAGAUGAUCGAGUCGAUCUGGUCUCUGAUAUCCAAGAUGAGAUAUUUAGUUACGCUAGUGGGUCAGUGUAUAUGCUUUUUUAUGAGCAGGGGAGGUGGGGGAGUGCGAGGAUUCAGGCUGAAUCGAAGGCCGAUGGAUGGGGUGAUUGA